AGCUAGCUACGUGUAGCCCCUGGCGAACAGUGCAUGAAGAAAAACAGCAAAGGGUGCAAGAUGGAAACAUCCCGCUUCCAGAUUGGUUGCUAACACUCUCAUAAAUUGAAGCCGACGAAACUACAACACAAAACAAAAAGUUCUUCAGCAAAACACAAACCAUGGCUCCCAGCGAAAAAGUCCAAGUGUGUAUCAUUGGUGGUGGCCCCACAGGCAUCAUCUACUUGAAAGAACUGGUGGAUGCAGGUGUUACCAGCGUUCGUGUCAUUGAAGCAAAGAAGACUUCUGGUGGUCUCUUCCGAGGCUGCUAUGAGGAUUCCAUGCUCACCAUCUCCAACUCCUUCAUCACAUUCUCCAAAAUGCACAACAUUGAUCCCAUCCACAUGUACACGGAAGAAUAUGCCGACUACUGUGAUGAGUUUGUCGGCAAGUUUGGUCUCUCGAAAUACAUUUCCUUUGAAACGGUUGCUACCAAGUGUACCUACGAUAAAACUCAAAAGAUCUGGACGGUUCAAUACAAAGGCAUUGGAGAGGAAGGGGCUGCUGGAAUUGUGGUCGCUGACUACUUGGUAGUGGCAUCGGGUGCCCAUGCUCCUGUGACCCCACCUACGACUGGUCUACCGGCUUGUGUCAAGCUACCAGGAAGCAAUGGCUUGCCCUCCUUUGACGAUUUCGAGGGCACCGUGAUCCAUUCUUCCGAAUAUGAAACUUCCAGCAUCUUUGAGGGCAAGCGAGUUUUGGUUGUUGGAUCUGGUGAGUCGGGAUCCGACAUUGCUAUGGCGGCAACCAUAAGCAAAUCCAAGUCGGUAGCUGUCAGUGUUAGGGGAGUUGCAGGCCACUUGACUCCGCGUCACAUUGGGAAAGCGUAUCCUGCGGAGACUCGAAAAGUUCAGUCUGGAAAUGGCAACUGGUGGCACAAAAAUUUUCCUCUGGGGCCUGGUCCACUUCCCGCAGAUUUGACCAACUCACUGACAAGAUUUGGCAACCCACGAUCACAAUGGCUCCCUAGCUUUAUUCCUGGUCGCAUGGCUGCAGCAAUGUCACCUUUGGUGCCAGAUGAAUUCGUUACGGGGAAAAUGGCCAGAGCUAUGAUGGGUACCAACCUCCUUUGUGGUCUGACUGCUAUCACUCAGUAUGGCACAAAGACAGGUGGGUUGCCACAGGCUAUCGAUAAUGGAGCAUCCUUGGUUCCCGGCAUUCAGCAAGUCAAAUCCAAAUCUAUUGUCUUUGCUGAUGGGUCUGAGCUUGAGAUUGAUCUCGUUGUGCUUUGCACUGGUUUCAAGACAACUUUUCCAUUUCUGGAAGAGGAGUCACCACAAGCCAUCAAAGACUUCAAUCCGAGGAAGCUCUGGAAGCACAUGUUGGACAGUGAAUAUGGAGACAGGCUUGUCUUUGGAGGGUUUGUCAGGCCGGGUUUUGGGUCCAUUCCGCAACUGUCUGAAAUGCAAGCCCGUGUGUAUGCCCAAUUUGUUACUGGCAAGAUCUCCCUCCCAGAAGAGAAAGAAUUGGCCCAUACAAUUGCCAGAGAUGCAGCCAAAGAAGAAACUUUCUUUAUUGCCUCGAAAGACAUUAAAGCUCUGACCCACUUUGCUCAUUACUCAGCCGACAUGGCCUCAUUGAUUGGCAAGAACAUUGAUUACCGAAAGCUGCUGGUCACAGAGCCUAAGCUAUUUAUCCGGCUUGUCACCACACCAUACAAUGUCAAACGUUUCUAUAUCGACGAUGACGAUAAGGACCUGAGGCGUGAUGCUCGAAACAGGAUCCCUGCUGGGCACCCGGGGACUCUUCUCAAAAUGGACAUUCAUGUUUGGUUCUUGUGUUUUGUCAUUACAACCCUUGUAGAUGUUCCAAUGCUGUCACUGCCUGGAGUAAUGCCUCCCACAAGGGAGCAAAGAGUUUGGGCUUGGCUAACUCUCCCGUUCUGGUGGAUGCUCUUGGUCCCAUCCAUCUACGAGUAUGCUGUCCUGUGGUUAUUUGCGCUCCUGAGCCCCCACACCUGGUUUUACUUCUACAGGACACUGAGUCGUGAGACUGACAGUCGUGCGGGCGAUUGGUGUUGGGCUCAAUCUGUGUUGGAAGAUUGGUACAUUCGAAACUUGAUCCUGAACCCAUUCUCACUCCUUGCUUUUGUGGUGUAUGUGGUUGCCAGCGCACCCAUCAUUCUGGCUACCAAGAUUGUAACAAAGUGGGCUUUGAGGGGAGAGUGCUGAGGCUCAAACUGACGCCCCCAGACCAAGACAAAACAAAGCGGAGGAGAACACUGAACUAUCUACAAGCGAAGGGUGGAAUGCGGUUCAUUAGCUGUUGUUAUUAUUGAUGCCCACUGCAAUCUUCUUCCCAUUGCUUUUGACACUACUCUACCUGCGCCGGCAAAUCCCCAAUUCCCGUGUCAAUAAGCCUCCACGAGGUGGGAAAUUCCCGUUCAAUAUAAGCAUGCCCAGGAUUGUAGUUAAGGAUGGGAUAGUAGGUCUGCAUUUGAUCGUAUCGGUCUUCGGGGGCGUAGUACCAACUAUUGUGAAUGCCCUCUUCAUAUCCCGGGGCCCUUUCAUGCGUGGAAUGAUAACCUCGCAGUCGAUUGAUGUAUGCCGUAAACGCUGAGAACCAACAACCAAAAAAGGUUCGACUCCGGGAUGCAACCAACUGAUCCACCAUUCCAUCAAAAUUGGUGUUGAAAUCAUCGCCAAGGACAUCACGAAAGUCAUCCAGAAAGACAAUGUCAUACUUUUCUCGGAGAGGUUGGAAGAAACCCUUUUUGUCGCGUUCUUCAGUCGCAAUGUAAAUUGUUUGUCCUUCUUGCAAUUUGCUCUUGCUCACUUCGUAGAUUUGACGAGCAUCCACUCGGGUCACUUUGUAUUGAAAAUCGCCACGACGGAUAUGAAAGGCAUCGUAUUCCCCCUUGGGGUUUUGGCCUGCCACAGCGGGAUUGUUGCGGGCUCGUUCUCGUAGCGCCUCUAUCACUCGUGCCGCAGCACAUUGUAUCCGAUCGACGUACCGGACAUGAUCCCGCACGAAUCGUUUCAUAUGCAAGUCUUGCUGCCAAU
Messenger RNA from Seminavis robusta, 3041 nucleotides. Lineage: Eukaryota; Bacillariophyta; Bacillariophyceae; Naviculales; Naviculaceae. The record is from the annotation of a GenBank genome assembly.